ACUGCUUUUUUCCAAACUGCUAAAAGUUGUUUUUGUAGAUUUCUUUAAGUCUUUUCUUACUGAAGUGUUUAAAAGGCUUGAUUUACAUUAUUUAGAUCCAAGUUGUAUAGAUUUGUUGAAUAUAGAUUUUAUGGAGGUUUUGGAGAUGAUAUGGAUUUCACAAGAUUUAGUUAUAUACUUUAUGAAGAAAGCAAAUGAAACUUAUUUGACUACCAAGAACAAGCAGAUAGUUAGUAAUAUUGAGUUUAAUCAACAAGAACAAAGUUUCUAUUAUUUACAUAAGUUUGUGUUGCUUAUAGAAUCUGAAUUCUUAGAUCCAAGGGAUGAUAUUCAGAUAUAA
Molecule: messenger RNA, 340 nt
Organism: Dentiscutata erythropus
Lineage: Eukaryota; Fungi; Glomeromycota; Glomeromycetes; Diversisporales; Gigasporaceae
Source: the annotation of a GenBank genome assembly